UUUAUUUAUUGCGUGCAUGUUGUUUUAUGCUUGCUAAGUAUACAAAACAUUGUGAGUAAAGACGCCACAUUAAAUUAAACUUUUCCGUAUUGGAGACAACAUGACAACGUCGUGUACUCCUUUACAGAUACAUAAUCGCGGCUAGUAUGCAACUCACUUCUGUUCCAAGCUCCGGCGUCAUUUCAAGGCUAAUAAAAUUCUGGGAGUGGUCCAUUCUGUUAGUGCUGCUACGUAAACCGGACAUGUCAUUACUCGGGUUAGGAGUGUACAUUCCAAAUAACGGCAUCGUAAUUUCAAUCGCAGCGCGGGUGAGAGUCGGCGCUAAGCCCGGGAUACCCCAGACCGGUGCCUCUGACCCGUCGGCCAUGGCGAGAAACUGUUCUCCAACUUCACGUUCGGGCACAGUAUAAUUGAUACCAUCAUGAUCAGAAAGCAUCCUGGUCAUUGACCCCAUCCGUUGACUGCAAACCGCCACCUGCGCCGCAUCAGUAAUUAAUUCAAAGGCGCGAUGAAUUAAACGCGCCUCUUCUAACAAGAAAAGACCAGGCAACUGAAUUCGAAAAUCUGGUAAAUUCCUGGGAGCCAAAUUUGCAUAAACGGCUGCUAGAGAAUUGAUUAAUCCAGUGUUACAGGUCGCCAGGACGGAAGGGUCCAAUCCAUGCGUUCCUCUCUUCACGAUUUUCGUCACUCCAACAAUUUCGCUAUCAUAAUCGCCAAUUAAAACAUAAUCACGUUUCGCCCGAUUAAGCGUCUCGAUGAGUAUCUUUCUGAUGACGUCUUUAAAAUCAUUAACAUUCAUAUUCUCUCCCUGCGGGGCAUCCUCAAUCAAAACCACCAUUUGCAAAGAGUUAAAAACUUUGAGUCGUAGGUGAGUUGGGAUACCCUUCACAAGUCUAGGAAUAUCAUAAUCAGUAACUAAUGUGUUUAGGAGGCACUACUACCGAGAGUGGGAAUAACAUCCGUCGUCACAUGACUCAUACUGUGCGUACCUUUUUCGAACAUUAUCCGGAGGUAAUUGCUAAUAUCUUGCUCUCCCGCGCAAAACGCUGGCGAAGCAUUGACGAAGCCUUCCUUCAACGGAGCGGUUCCUUCAUUAUUGACUGUGGGAUUGCCCUGCAUAUUCGUGAAAAUUGAGGCCAAUCGCACUUCAAGAAAAGCAACAAUGCAAUUUUCAUUCUAUGAGAUUUUUAAUACCUGCUGUAACGGCUAGAUCAAUAGCCUUUAGCCGUGUAGAAUAACACGUAAUGGAAGCAACAGCGUCCUGUAGUCUAGAGCUCGAACAAAGGGCAAUACAUUAGAGUAUCGGGUAGUACCGCCGAGAGGGUAUAAAGAGAAUCCAAAUCGAACCACUCGGGGCAGUCUCUGUAAUUCCUUUCUGAAAGUUGUACGCAAAUACACAGUCUACUCUCACGCCCUCGUUACAUGGUGGAGAUUCAAACGGUAAGCAAAAACAAACUUCUAUCUGAAAAACAUCCCGGGCUUGUCUAAUUGGUCAGUAAGAGGCGCGUUGCGUUUAGAGACCUUUGCGAGAAACUCAGCCGGUCUCGCACCUUAAAUUGCUGAGACAUAAGGUUACGGACGCAACUUCCUGACUAAAUAGAAGGAACCCAGGGUAAGAAAGUGAGAAAAAGAGGGAAGUGAAUGAGUGGACAGGAGAACAGGAGCAGCAAGCGAGUACAAGGUAUCGCAGCAUCACCACCGUUACGUCUGGUGACAAGAAGAAACAAGAUACCGAACAGAGGCGAAGAAGAAGAAGAGGUAGACUGUAGAACCACAGACGAAAACAGCCUUAGGCGCAAGUGCGGUUUCAACGGCCAGGCUGGCAAGAGACAGCCACCCAACAGCCAAGGAGCAGCAGAGAGCGCAGAAACCGACGCAAGAGCAGCACAGAGGCACAGCAGCAAAGUCGAAGACCACAAAGGAUGAAACAGCAGAUUCACAGAUCGGAGUCAAGUAGAACGUAAGUGGGAGUCACCACAGACAUCCACCAGACAACCAACUCCGAGAAGGCCCGUAGACGAAGAAGGAGACCGCUCAAGCCAAGGAUCCCGACCAUCGUUGACGUGGGACACCUCGGACCUCACAGGACACCCGCAAGAAGAAACCCUGCCCCAUAGCCCAACAGUAUCUCAAGAAAACGAAGUAUUCGCAGAUCAAGACCUUUUUUCCCCAGUACAGAACGCGGAGUUUCAACCGGAAGAUGAAAGAGACGAAGACGAGCUAUAUACACCACGAAGACUCUGGAACGAAAAGAGAGCCGAAUACCAAGCAGCGACAGGCGACACCGACCUAAGCUACCGACAGCUUUCGUCAGAGUCCGACGACGAAUCAGACGGCGCCGAGGGUACAGUUGGCCUACUCACAAGCUUCAACUAUACAACACCAACCACCAGAACAGCAACAGGAAACCGAACUCUGACACCAACGCAGCCGGAAAAUAACCCGACACCAGCGAACACACCAACAACAGGAAGACCGUCACCCCAACACCCCACUCAACACACACGACACCCGACCCUACCAACAGUUCGGAACCCCCCGACGACAAACAUGGCCGCCGGACUUCUCAAGUUCAAGGCACCCCCUGUCUUCUCAGGCAAAGGAGGAGAAGACGCCACCGACUGGAUGGAUCGAUACGAGAUACUGGCAGACUACAGCCGGUGGGCCGACGCAGACAAACGAGCAAACUUCGGCAUUUACCUCGAAGGACCAGCAAGACAGUGGUUCCAAUGCCUGACACCACCCAACGGGUGGGGAGACACUGCGGCAGUAGCAGCCACCCAACAACAGGCCGGGACACCGGCGAUAAGUGGAAUGCGUUUCAUCUUCAUAAAAGAAUCCCUACAAGAUAGCUAUGCCGGAUAUCAAGAGAGGAAACUUCGGAACCGCAAACAAGGCAUAAACGAACCUGCCGCAAAAUACUACUACGAGAUAAUAAACUUAUGCCGAUUGAUGGACCCUAACAUGUCCGAAGAGGCAAAACUACACCACCUCUACGAAGGACUAAAACCUACAUUGGUGGAGAAAAUUUGGGUCCUACAACCCAAAACUUGCAUCGACUUCCUAGCAGCGGUAAGGAGACACACCGAAGCAGCCGAACUAGCAUGCAACAAAAGAUGGCCCGUCCACAUGCUAGCAGAAGAAAGGGAGAGAGAAGAGGAAACAAGAGUCGCAGCAGCAACCAGCAGAGAUAACGAGGAACCCUCACUCAAGCAACUUCUAGACGUCGUGCAACAACUACAAGGAGAAAUAGUCGCUAUGAAGAAACGCGGGGGAAGGAAGGGGAGGAGCCGAGCAGACAACGGGACAACACAAAGCCAGAAUGAAGCAACACCCCCUCAAAGGACAGCAGACGGACGGCCAACCUGUUUCUACUGCAAAGCCGAGGGGCACAUUAAGAGAUACUGCCCGAAAAAGAAAGAAGACGACGACAGACGUAACAACACGACCGUCGCAAUGAUCAGCACAUCAGACGAAGAAGAUGACAAGGAGAUACCCCUGCUACAAAUCGACGCGGGACAACUGCUGACAGAAGAAGUGACAAUUGGAACCAACGACACGGAAAAAAAGACCGAAGCGGUAAUCGAUACAGUAGCAGCGGUAUCGAUCAUAUCCCCCAAACUAACAGCAGAAAUGGCCCUAGAAUUCAAGACCUGGGGCGGGCCACAAAUCGUAAUGGUAAACGGACAGCGGACACCCCCCUUAGGAAGAGUGGAGUUGACAAUAACCAUUGGGACGACAACAGUCCAAGCGAAGGUGCUAGUACUGCAGAUGGGAGGGAUCAACCUACUCUUAGGCAACGACGUGCUGAGACGUUUUAAAAAACUGGAGAUCGAAUACGGCAAGGGGAAACCAAAGAUGCGGUUCGGUGAUCUACCAGUACGGAUGGCAAUCGAAGACGAAACACCAACACCGGCCACAAAGAUAGUAGCAAAGAGCGGGGCAAGAAUCCCAGCAAGAUCCAUGGCGGCCGUGGAGAUAGAACAAAUUGAAGCGACAAAACCAACAGUAGACGGCUGCCCCUGGAUGAUAGAACCAGCAACCAACCGCACAUCAGGACCGACCCCAGGAAGAGCCCAAAUGCCUGGCGACCGAACAACGGUAUGGGUCAUGAAGAAAAACCUGGAAAACAGAUCAGUUUACAUCCACAAGAAAAUGGUACUAGGACACAGAACCGAAGUGGCCGGAAUAGACACAGAAAUACAUGCCACAGGCAGAGCCAACGGACCCAGAACAUUAAACACCGAGCUUGAUAAAGGCACCACAAAUAUCCUUGACUUCACACCCAGCAUAAACCAGGAGUUGCUGGCAGAGGAGAGGAAGGAGUUCGAGGACACACUACGAGACAACUCCGACUGUUUCGCGAGGGAAGGCGAGCGCCUAGGACGUUGCAACGUCGCAGAGCACGAAAUCCAGCUAACACCCAACGCCAGACCCAUCUACCAGACCCAACGCCCGGCGUCGUGGAAGGAACAAGCCAUCCACAAGGAACUGACACUGGACAUGCUGAAGAAAGGUGUGAUUGAAGAAGCCACCAGGCCAUGGAGCACGAGGACACUAUUGAUUCAAAAAAAGGACGGAAGCUGGAGAUUUUGCCUUGACUUCCGCCCAUUGAACAAUGUUACAAUAUUGUCACGGGUAAUCUAGUUCAGUACACUCGAUGAUGAAAACCACUUGUAAAAAGCACCGUAAUGCUGGCCAACGUCACGGCACAGAACAAGACGGUGGCCUUCCCCAUUGGCUAACUACACUAAUUGUCUCAGACACUACACUAACUUAACCAAUGGUGCCCUAGUGGAACUAACACAUUGACACAAGCAAGAGAUUAACUCACACACCAGAGAAGAGAAAACUAACAUCCACUCAGUGUGGUUAGCAGACGAGAGAAAUGCGAGAGAGAUCUGGACUAAAUCUAAGGACGCCAAGCGACACAAGGCAAUCUAGUGCUCAUCUGGUAAGCAAAAGUAAGGCGAACAGGACGGGACGUGACAUUUCCCCCUCUUACGAAAAAUGAUCGUCCCGAUCAUCGAAUAUAGAGGAUGCGACUGAAAAGCAAAUGAUCUUAGUUCCCAUUUUUUUUUGAUUUUUACCCAACCUCCGAAAUUAUUAUGAACUUAAACCAGCUUAAACUAAGUGCACAUCUAACUUAACAUACACGCACACAGGAAGACACAUCUUCCCCGGAAGCUUCCGUAAACUGUUGGAAGGAACCAUCUUCCAAACUCUCUCACGCGCACACAGGAUCCUCACAGUGAAGACCCCUGUCGUGGCGGUCCAACGACAACAGUCUCACUCUGCCGUGACGGUCCAACCUCUCUACGACACAACAAAACCAAAUCAGUCCAAGAAGCCAAACAUACAUGAUACACGUUAAAUCGGCCACACAACAAAUCACACAAUUUAACUACAAAUCAAGUCGAGUUGGGGACUUCAAUCCUUGGCGAGAGCGGAGAACAUGACCGCCCACUCUUUCGUCUCUUAAUCCAGUUGUUGAUGAAGCGUCUUUUUCGCAAUGCUGCUCUUGAUCCACAGCUCGAGAUUGCUGAUCACACCACCGCACCACUUUAGGCGACUUUUCUUUCACUUGAUUUUCCGAUGUCUGCUUUUUCUUGAUAAUUGAAACGGGUGUCUUGACUACAGGUGAUUUAACACUCACUUUUCCACUCGGCGCACUAUGCCUAAACGGCUUUAGAUGAGACACAUGAACACAAUCUUGAUUCUUAUUUUUCCCAUAUAGCGGCUCCACGAUAUAGAUGAGGUCGCUUACCCGACGUACUAUACGGUAGGGGUCAAAGUAACGAUGAAGAAACUUCGUUGCGCGUCCUUUUUUUCGAAUGGGGCGAUAAACAAGCACCGGAUCGCCUACAGUAAACUUCACUUGCCGGUGGCGGCGAUCAUACCGUUUCUUCUGUCUUGACUGAACAAUCGCCAUCCUUUUCUUCACCUUUUCACGAAUAGCGGAGAGGUUCGUCGUCAGCGUACGGGCACGGUCACUGGAGUCACCAACAUCUAAAUCUUUUUUUGGAUUAUUUCCCAACGCAACAUCAAUCGGUAGUACGGCUUCUCGCCGAUAUAAGAAAAAGAAUGGGCUAAACCCAGUCGACUCCUGGCGACUCGUAUUGUAGGCGAAGGUGACGAAAUCAAUGAACCCAUCCCAAUCAUUAUGGAGUGAAUUUACGUACAUGGAGAGCAUUUCCGCAAAGGUAUGGUUGUACUGCUCGACCAACCCAUUACACUGAGGAUGAUACGCAGCCGUAACCAAGUGAUUAGUCUGCAAGGCUUUAAAAAGCUUCUCAGAAAAGUUAGCCGUCAAACAAUUUCCGCGAUCGGAGAUUAGGGACACAGGUGCCCCAUGUUGGAGGACUACAUUCCGUACAAAGAAGUCGACGACUUCUUUAGAGAGUAGAAACGAGUAAUUUGACGUCGCAUUCCCGGCCAGUAAUAUCGCUGUUGGAUUUUAUACGUCGUGCACGUCACUCCCAGGUGCCCAACGGUGACGUCACUAUGGCAGGCUAAAAGCACUUGUUCGACGAGGCUUUUGGGGAGACAGAGUUGAUACGAUACCACCCCAGCACGAAUUCGAUGACGAUAAAGGACAUCCCCCCUCAGCUCAUGGGGUUGAAUCAAUUUUUUAAUCCGGAGAGUGGGCGCUGUGUCUUUCAUUCCCCUUAAGAUGCCUUCCCACCACAAAGAUUCCCGUUGGUCCGACCCAAUAUCCAUCGCACCCGCGACCACAGUGACAUUCAGGAGGGGAAUCUCCUUUUCUUUCUCGGGACAACCCGUUGGAGCCCGUGACAACCCGUCUGCAUCCGAGUGGAGGUGCCCGCUAUGGUGCACUAUUUCAAUAUCAAGGUCUUAGAGCUGAAGGCUCCACCGCGCAAGCCUCCCAGACAAAUCCCGUUUCUUCAAUAGCCAGCAAAUAGAAUGAUGAUCCGUCUCUUAUCUUUAGCCCCCAGAUGUAGGAUCGAAAUUUACGGACGGACCAGACGAGGGCGAGACGCUCUUUCUCGGAUACUGAAUAAUUAAUUUCCGGGUCGCUCAAAAGGCGGCUCGCAUACGCAAUGACGUGUUCUUCAUCUCCGUGUUUUUGUACAAGGACGGCCCCCACCCCAUAAUUACUGGCAUCGCAAUGGAUUUCCAUUGGCAAAUCGUACCGUGGGUGGGCCAAGGUUGGAGGGGAAAUCAGGAUGGUUUUCAUAGCCUCAAAGCUACGCUGGUGCUCUUCCCCCCAGGAGAAACGUUGGUUCUUUUUGGUCAUAUUCGAGAGAAGUCGGGCCACGACAGCGAAAUUAGGGACGAAUCUCCGGUAAUAAGAACAAAGACCAAGGAAGCUUUGUACUUCUUUAACAUUCCGCGGAACCGGGAAAUCACGCACGGCGGAGAUCUUUUCAGGAUCUGGAGAGAUCCCUUCGCCACUAAUAAUAAAGCCCAAGACUUUAAGGGAUUGCUCUAGGAAUGAACACUUUGACAACUUCAAUUUCAACCCCGCCCGUUCAAUACGUUGGAGGACCGAUUACAGACGCUCUAGAUGUUGAGAUACGGUGGGUGCGAAGACGACAAUGUCGUCUAGAUAGACAAGGCAUGAGUUCCAUUUGAUACCAGCUAAGACAACAUCCAUCAUUCGUUGGAACGUUGCCGGCGCAUUUGUUAACCCGAACGGCAUCACUUUGAACUCAAACAGCCCAUCCGCGGUGAUAGAAAGCGGUUUUAGCCCGAUCCUGCUCGUCGACCUCGACCUGCCAGUACCCCGCCUGCAUGUCUAGGAUGGAGAAAUGGUGUGAUGGUGAGAAUGGUGUGAUUUUUCGUGACUGGAGGAUCUUCUAUUUUUUCAGUUGUUGUGGGAGGUGUUGUUGAAUUGCUUAUUAAUUCAGUUGUUGUUGUUGUCGUCAUAGUUGUCGUUGAUGAUAGUGCAGUGGACGUGGUUUCAGUUGUAGUUGAUGGCAAUGUAGGUUCAGUACUUGGAGUUGUAGUUGUUGGCUUGCAUGGUGUCCAGAGACCAAUGUCCUUUCGUACUUUCCCUUAAGCGUUGAUGUAGUGCAGGGCUCUCCCGUACUCCUUGUUGUUGUUGGCCACCACACUGUCAUCUCCUGACACUGCCAUCUGCGAACACAGUUUCUCUCCUGCCUCCCGGAGCGCUUCCUCCACCUUCUCCCGCACUCUGUCAGCCCUGGUCGCGUCCUCGGUGUUAAUGUCUCCUUCUGUGAUGACGCCAUCCGCUUCAAGCUGCCUGCCUAUCAGGUUCUUGGCGUUAAUGAACGUGUUACACACGUACGUCACGUUCUGACCUGAGCCUCUGAAAUCUUCUCUUCCAAUUAGGUCCAUCACCAUUCCGGUCUGAAGGGCAAGGGACGAGAGCCAGAACAUUUCGGUAGCAUAGGGUGUAAAUGCUAUUUAUGAGAGCUCGGUGUCUUGGGUCCUCUGCGUAUUCCUCAAUGAGGAGUUCAUCGGCCAGGUCAUCUGAGUGGACUGAGGUGUCAAAGCCCCUAACGUCUGCAUUCCAAUAAAAGCUGCCAUGGUCUCUUAGGUCUUCCAGGACAUAACCCAGGUAGUUCACUCCCAGCCCUGACACCCCAAAUCCAGUGUUUUCUCUUUUUGCCCAUCCGUCUUCAUUCAAAAAUCCUAGGGCCUCGAACUCUAAGAAUAUGCUCCCUAACCACAUGUACCAAAUAACGCGGCUUCCUUUUGCGUUGCCAAAUUCUCGGGGUCUCUUCUCCCGCUUUCCCAUUGUAUUGUACAUGCACAGCCUACAUUCUCCCCUGAGAUGCAGUUCUCUUUCCUCGUCAACAAUCUUCCAGAAUCUAGGGUUGGCCAAAGCCUUGUUUCCGCUUUCCCACAUUAGGGUGUCGUUCCAGGCUCCAACCGCCGCGUCGUUGCGGAGUUUCUUGAGGAACUCCUCCUUGGUGCAGAUUCUAGGCUUCAGUCCCUUCUUGCUGGCGCGUUCCCACAUCCAUUUGGCGAUAGUCUUGGAAAUCACACGAGCUCCAAGAGGUCUGGGUGGGACCCACGUGUCGACUUUCUCCGUAAAGAGCUUCUGUAUCAUUCUGGGGCUGAUAUCGGUCAUUGAGUAUUGGUUUACGGCAUGAUCUUCAGCCCAGGGUCCGAAAACGUAAUUGAUCACUCCAUUGAUGUAACUUCCCCCUCCCCUCAGUGGCCUUAUGGCGUAUGACCCAAAGUACUUCCAUGUCCAGUAGGGGUUUUGGGCAUCAACAUGCCAUGAAUUCCUAAAGGUGUUCAUGACGUGGUUGACUCUGGUGACUACGCUUGGGUGAGCCAUCGGUGGAGGUGUGACGGUUGAUGGGUGUCUCGUGCCUUUCUGAAGAACUGGUGGCUCUCUGUGGUAGGUCAUGUUUGCCUUACCGCACAUCCUCGCAAUCAGUACAUGAAUCAACUGAUUGACGCUCCUGGGUAUGUUUCCGGUGGCCAUACUCGUAUAGUACAUUUCAUGGGUGGUAUUUAGUAAUCCGAAAGGGCGUUCGAUUGGACUAUCUGGUUUCUCCUGACGUAGCGUGAUCUGUUCCGCUAUACAGUUGAGUGUUUGGUAUUCCUUGAUGGCGUACCAUUUACCUUCUCCUGUAGGAGUGGCUGUGAAACUGAGUCCCGUCGAUCCGGUUUGCAUGUUAAUGUCGCCACAUUUUUUAUCGUUGACCAUCCGCCAGCAUUCCAAAGGGGUGAUUAGUAUUGUUUCUUGGGAGUAAACUGUAUCGAAGGAUCCGAUCCAGAACGAUCCGGUUAUUUUCUUUGUUU
Molecule: messenger RNA, 9744 nt
Organism: Daphnia magna
Lineage: Eukaryota; Metazoa; Arthropoda; Branchiopoda; Diplostraca; Daphniidae
Exons: 1
Molecular function (GO): nucleic acid binding; zinc ion binding
Source: RefSeq, a predicted model, not a curated record